Metarhizium acridum CQMa 102 is the source of this 1272-nucleotide messenger RNA. NCBI's taxonomy places the organism in Eukaryota, Fungi, Ascomycota, Sordariomycetes, Hypocreales, Clavicipitaceae. The record is from RefSeq and is a predicted model, not a curated record.
AUGACUACCUACCUAGUUCCAAGUCCGCCUAUGCGAGCUUUAAGUUCGCUACAAACAGAUUCUUCUCUAAAUACCAAUGUCAGCCCAUUGGUCAAUUCCGCGACAGAUUCUAUUGCACACUAUAUAUCAGGUCGUUCAAGCUCAGAGAGUCAACGAGAUGCGGAGAAGCAGACACUUAUCGACAGAUGUGAUAUCACCGUCGAGGAUGGGGAAGGCGUUAAAAGCCGCUUCAUCGCCCGUAUUGUGUUUCGGAAUGGCUUGACAUCAACUCAUCGCUUACCAUUCGAAGUGGCUGUACCCGUUCACGCAAAAUUUGAUAGACAAGAUGCGCCACACCACUGGACAAUAUCAUCAAGGACGCUUCGUCAACUCAUGGAACAUUUUGGGCCCGGCACCGAGUACUUGGAUAUCAACACUGAUGGUGACCAUGUCAACUUCACAUGUUUUAGCGAAAAAACCGUUAAUGAGGAUGCGGUGCUGAAAAAGCCGUUGCAGACCUCCAUUGCUGUUGAGACAGAUGAAUUUGAUGAUAUCGACGUUGAAGAUAAGCUACAUAUCGUCAUUUCUGUGAAAGACUUUCGCGCCAUUGUUCAACAUGCUGGGAUUACUGGAAAUGCCAUCUCUGCCCGAUAUUCUCUCCCCGCGAGGCCCAUAUUACUCUCUUAUGCUGGAGAUGCUUUGGCUUGCGAGUUUCUUAUAAUGACGGUAGGAGAACGUGGAAGUAAUCCGGCCCAAAAGACGAAAAAGGGCCGCAAAGCAACAACAACAGCAGGCGGCUCAGGUCCACGUUUAGAGGCUGCCUCUCGUAGGACCAGCGUUGCACCAAACGAAAUCACCACGAAUAUACAACCUUACAGGCUUUCACAGUCUGCGCAAUCUAUCACGAAUCCCACGGUACCUAACCCAACGCCCCAUCCACAUCUUAGCGCUGCUAGGGCCAGCGCUUCACGAAUUGGUGCCUUUGAUCUACGGCCGUCUCAGAAGCCACCACCGCCUACUAUCCGCUCAGAAAGCCUAUUUGUAGAUGAUGAUGGCUGGGAGCCUGUGAGAGACGAGGAGGAAGACGUGGAACAAGACGCAAGGCUGGAGUGGGAUCAUAGUGCCGACCCUAAGAACCCUUCAGCAUUGCAGUUGAGCCGGAUCGAAGAGCGUCAUGCAGCCAGCGUUGGGCGCCAAGAAGCGGCAGAUGUCCAGACCGCCCCUGAGUCAACAUACUUGGAGCCGACACAAAAGCUUUCAGAUGUUAAGAGCCUCGCGUUAUUUCCGGACUAG